CCCCAGGCAAACCGGAAGUGGCCGCUGUAACCCGAGGACCAAGUUAGUGGGGUCCGCAACGGGGGCGGGACUUCCGGCGGGGCGGUGCUGUCCAUCACCGGGCACUGCCGGUUUCCCCGCCCGUGACUUAUAUUUCGAGAGCGCGAAAAAGGUCGCAGGCAGCGGAAGUGACUGCGCCGACACCGGAAGCGCAGUCGCACAGUUUCCCCCUUCGACGGGAAAAAGGUCGCGGACCGGAAGUGACUGCGCCGACACCGGAAGCGGCUUCUCACAGAUCCCCCACUAAAACGCAUGAAAAAGGUCGCGGACCGGAAGUGACCGCGCAGACAUCGGAAGCCAUUUCUCCCAGGUUCCCACCGGCGGGAAAAAGGUCGCGGACCGGAAGUGACCGCGCCGACACCGGAAGCGGCUUCUCCCAGAUCCCCCAUCCAUGGCCCCCGUGCGCCUCUCCUUCUCGGCCGCCGGCUUCCUGGGCCUCUACCACCUGGGCGCGGCACACGUGUUGCGUGUGCGCGGGUCACGCCUGCUGCGCCAGGUCACGGGGGUCGCGGGGGCCUCGGCCGGGGCCCUGGUGGCCGCGGCGCUGGUGACGGCGCCCGAGCGGCUGGAGCUCUGCACGCGCUUCGCCCUCGACCUGGCGAGGACGCGCGGCGGCGCCCGCUGGGGGUCGCGACCCCGGGGUUCGACUUCCUGGCCCGGGGAAGCCCGGGCCGCGCACAGACGCACGCGUGCGUGUGAAAACACGCAUCCAGGGAGUGAAGCACGCCGUGACACGCCACGACACACGUGGGUUUUGCCCCCCCUUCCCCCCGGUCCCAGUCGGUCACACCAAUGCCGCGCACACGCGUGUGACGGGACUCACGCGUGUGUGGACGCCGCGCGUGGCCUCGGCGGCCGUGGGUUUCGCACACGCGUGUCGUCCGUGUUCUCCCGCUCCCCCCCCCAGGUCCUGCUCGCCAGCUGCUUCGUCCCCGUGUUCGCCGGACUCGAGGCCGUGGAGUUCGAGGGCGAGGCCUGGACUGACGGCGCCCUCUCCAACGCCCUCCCCGUGCCGCCCGGCCUGGGCCGCGCCGUGUCCGUGUCCCCGUUCUGCGGCGGCGCCGUCGUGUCGCCCCGGGACCCCGGCCUGUGGGGUUGGGGUCCACGCGUGCGCAUGAACAACCUGGAGGUGGCGGUGAGUGCUGGACACGUGACACGCGUGUUUUCACAUGACGUGCGUGACUUCCGGUCACACACACGCGUAACUUCCUGUCCCGCCCCCCAACUUCUGGUCCACGUUCUCCCACCCAUCACACGCGUGUUUUCCCAUGUCACCUGUGACUUCCUGUCUUGCACACGUGUGACUUCCUGUUCCUAUUGCAUGACUUCCUGUGACACGCGUGACUUCCUGUCCCACCCCCCACCCCCAUCCCGCUCCCCCACCCUCCCGUGA
Molecule: messenger RNA, 1432 nt
Organism: Peromyscus leucopus (white-footed mouse)
Lineage: Eukaryota; Metazoa; Chordata; Mammalia; Rodentia; Cricetidae
Product: patatin-like phospholipase domain-containing protein 4
Exons: 8
Coding region: 431-1432 (333 amino acids)
Biological process (GO): triglyceride catabolic process; lipid homeostasis
Cellular component (GO): lipid droplet; membrane; cytoplasm
Molecular function (GO): triacylglycerol lipase activity
Source: RefSeq, a predicted model, not a curated record